Leucoraja erinaceus (little skate) is the source of this 1818-nucleotide messenger RNA. It is a transcript of the gene shisa2a, whose product is annotated as shisa family member 2a. Bases 576 to 1394 code for a protein of 272 amino acids. NCBI's taxonomy places the organism in Eukaryota, Metazoa, Chordata, Chondrichthyes, Rajiformes, Rajidae. The record is from RefSeq and is a predicted model, not a curated record. The transcript is spliced from 2 exons.
ACCAGCCCCCCCACCAAAAAAAAAGCAGCAGACUGCGAGGUAAAGCCGAAUGGAAGGAGGGCAAGGUUUAGUCGCCGCUGCAGCGUGUGCAUCUCACACAUUGUAGCGUGCCUCGUACAUUGUAACGUGUCUCAUACAUUGUAGCGGGCUGCUGGCGUGUCUCAUACAUUGUAGCGGGCUCUUGGCGUGUCUCAUACAUUGUAGCGGGCUGCAGCGUGUGGCUACACUUGUCCCAUUGUUGCACAUCGGUGGAGAGCGGCGCUCGCAGAUGGAAACAUCGGCGGCGAUCCUUGUGCUGGAAGUUUGGCCGGCGAGCGCCAUGAAUGGAGCUAUGUUACACUGAGGAAUGAAGGAAAACUCCUGCAACCCGCCCCCCGUUGUCCGCAGCCUGAGCCCGGGGACAGCAGCGUGAAGAAAGAAGGCGACAGUCAGGAGAACUUUGCUUUAACUUAUUCUUUACUACCCAUUUUCUCACUUUUUUCGACUUUUUUUUUGUUUGUGAGCCGUGUCGCUCUACUUGCACCGGGAUUUGUGUGUGUGUGUGUGUGUGUGUGUGUGUUUUUUAAUUGGUAGCAAUGGGGGCUGCUCGGUUUGGGACCUUGCUUCUCCUCCUCGCCAACAGGCUGUGCGGUGUUCGCGCCGCCUCGGGGGAGUAUUGUCACGGCUGGUCUGACAGUAACGGCAGCUGGCACGCCGGCUUCCAGUGCCCCGAGAGAUACGACGGCCAGGAGGCCACCUUGUGCUGCGGCUCUUGCGGUCUCAGGUAUUGCUGCUCGCUCCUGGACAACCGCCUGGACCAGGGCGUCUGCGACAACGACAGGAACGUCCACCAGGAGCCGGGAACCCAAGGGAAAUCUGCAUCAGUUCCCAUGUAUUUGCCGUUCCUCGUCGUCGGUUCCAUUUUUGUGGCCUUCGUCAUAGUUGGUUCGUUCAUUGCCAUUUGCUGCUGCAGGUGCUUGAAGCCAAAGCCCGAGGAGACCCAUCAGGAAGCCCCCACCCAGAACCGAUUGCUGGAGCCCAUUCCCCCGACGGGCAUCAGAACCCCUUCACGCCACUCCACCUCCAGCACCACCACCACUUCGACCCGGAGCUCGAUGGGGCGGCAGAACAACAUCUGUUCCAUGGGCACGGAUGCCAUUAACCUCUACAUGAACAUGCCCACCAACUUCCCCAUCGUGGGGUGUCACCAAGCUCAACAGUUCUUGCCUUCCCAAUCCACAGGGAAUCCUUUCCUACCAGCACAAUAUCUCAGCUAUGGGAUCCCUCCGGAUCAUACAUUAGUCAUGGCUUCUGCAUACGUGGAUAGAACAGGGUAUGCACAACAGCCCAACAAUCCUUAUACAACUGGGCCAUUAAAUGCAGACCAGCUGAUGUACCCAACUGUGACUCUGUAAGAUUCAUCUGCGAAAAGGACUUGAGUUUUCACGGAAUCUUUAACAUGUUCUGUGUUGAUAGAAAUUGAAAUAUUUAGUCAAAGCCAAUAAUUUAAAUAGUGUUCCUUCAUUUUAAUCUUACCGCAAUAUGUGAACUUUUAAUGCUGCAUUUUCUGCUCCUCUCACUGGAAUAACUGAAUCGUUACAACGUUAUUUGUUCCAUUGAACAAAGUGCUGGAGGAACUUAGCGGGGUCAUAAACACAUGGAACAGCACAGGAACAGGCCCUGUGGCCCAUUGUGUCUACGCCAAACAUUAUCACAUGUUCAACUACUUUCCUCUGUCUGCAUGUGAUCUAUGUCCCUUUUCCAUGCAUGGUCAUGUGCAUAUUUGAUCUGCUUCCAACACCCACUCCUGGCAGUGUGUUCCACAUGUGUGUGUGUGUG